AUGACCAACCAAGAAUCGCAGUCGGUCAAGGUGGUCUUCGUGACCCGGGACGAGACCCUGCAGCCCGAGGCUCCCCUGCCUCCCGUCAUGGUCCCUACUUCCCUCAAGCGUCUGGGUCUGUCUGAAAUCGUCAACCAGCUGCUGGACACUGAGACUCCUGUUCCUCUUGAUUUCCUCAUUGUGAAGGCUACUGCCGGCGAUGGAGGAGCUUCGAUUCUCGACGAGGAGUCUGCCUCUUCUUCCUCGGUGCUUCUACGACCAGGAGCCUCCCUGGAGUCUUUCCUUGCUGACAACGGUUUGUCUUCCGAAGUCAGUCUGUCGAUCGAGUACAUUCGAUCUGUGCUGCCUCCAUCAUUUCUGGCCUCUUUCUCCAACCCCGACUGGGUCGCUGCUGUCGAUAUCAACGCCCGGUGGACUGGCGAUCUGAAACCCGUCAUCGCCUCGGGAUCUUACGACGGAGUCGUGCGUCUGUGGGACCACUCGGGUCAUGUGACCGGCCAGCUUGUGGGCCACAACUCCGCCGCCAAGGCUGUGCGAUGGAUCUCUAAUGACCAGCUCGUUUCUGGAGGUUCCGACCGACUUUUGUACCUAUGGAACCCCGACGGAAAGAAGUACCGACGAAAGGAACCUGGACAGGUGGGCAAGAAGGAGCUCAACUACGACAGUGAGGAGGACAGUGAUGAGGAGAUGCUCGAUGAGCUUCCAGCCGCCUCUACCGUGACCCCUAUGGCAGCUCUACAUGGACAUACCGCACCCAUCAACGAUCUUGCUGUUCACGCCAAGACCGGAAAGAUCAUCUCCGCCUCCGCAGACGGAUCCGUGGGUCUGUGGUCUACCGACUACAAUGACAUGCCGGCAAUUGAGCCCCAUACCGCUGCCGCUGGCGGUCUGACUUCCACUUCUGCACAGAAGCGACGAAAGCUCGCCAACUCCGGCUCUGGAGCCACCGGUCUGGGAGCUGCUCGUCAGCGAGGUCCUCUGGCAGUCAUGGGCGGCCACUCCGCCGCCGUUUCGGCCGUCGCAUUCCAUCAUUCCGACCCCACAGUCGCCUACUCUGUGUCUCUGGAUCACACCAUCAAAACCUGGGAUCUCGCCACCGCCGAGGCUGUCCAGAGCAACGCCGGAUCCCCCGAUCCUUCGGUCGAUACCCGAUCCACCUCCUUUUCGCUUCUUUCCCUUUGCACCCUGCCCCAGGGUCUCAUUGCCUGCGGCUCUUCAGCCCGUCACAUUACCCUGCACGACCCCCGAGUAACUGCACAGGUGGCAACUCAGGCCAAGCUGGUGGGCCACACCAACUUCGUGUCGUCGCUGUCGCGAGGACCCGAAUCCAACCCCUUCCUGCUGGCUUCAGGAUCUCACGAUGGAACUGUCCGAAUAUGGGAUGUUCGAACCACCAAGUCUCUGCACGUGAUCCACCGAGAGACUCUGACAGAGAACAAUGCCGUGUUUGGCGUGGACUGGAAACAAAACCUGGGUAUUGUCUCUGGUGGCCAGGACAACAAGAUCCAGAUUAAUAACAACCCCCAGAGCGCCUAA
Messenger RNA from Yarrowia lipolytica CLIB122, 1536 nucleotides. RefSeq lists its product as uncharacterized. Gene Ontology annotation, cellular component: preribosome, large subunit precursor; PeBoW complex. Gene Ontology annotation, molecular function: protein binding. Gene Ontology annotation, biological process: ribosomal large subunit biogenesis; ribosome biogenesis. Lineage: Eukaryota; Fungi; Ascomycota; Dipodascomycetes; Dipodascales. The record is from RefSeq and is a predicted model, not a curated record.